AGUGAGAAACAUUAGAAUCGAUACAAUUCGAGUUGGAGAUUCAAACAACAAUCAACAAAGUCAAAUAAUAAACUAAGUUUUUCUGAGUUAAUUUUUAAAGUGAUCAAAUUUAAUUCAUCAAAAAUGAACAAACAAUUGUUAUUCUUCAUUUUCGUUUCUUCUCUUGUUCUUUGUGUUUCGUUGGUUCGAGCUGAAGAAGAAGAGUUUGACGAUUCUUUGGACGGUCAACAAGAAGAGGCUAUUUUAGAAAGAGAAAGACGAGAUAUCUCAGUCGAUUUAGAAGGAGCCGAAUCAGCGGUUGCUGGUGGUGGAGGUGCUGGUCUUGCUGCUUUCAAGAAAGGUGCUGCUGGUGGCGGAGCUGCUGGAUAUCAAGCUGGUGGAGCAGGAAAAGCUGGUUAUGCUGCUGGAGCCAAGGGUGCUAAAGGUGGUGCUGCUUAUGGAGCCGCUGGAGCCGCUGGUGGUUCGAAGGGAGCUGCUGCCAAGGGUGGAUUCGCUUCUGGAGCUUUUGGUAAAAAGUAUGGAAAGAAAGGAGGAUUCGCUAAAGCCGGUGGUGCUGGAUACAAUAAGAAAGUGGGUCUUGUCAAGAAAUUCGGAAUGAGCCAAGGAUUCAAAUUCGGUAAAGCCGCUGGUUAUGGUGCUGCUGGAGGUGCUGUCGGAGGUAAAGCCGCCAAAGGAGGUUAUGCUGGAGCUUCAGGAGCAGCUGGAUACAAGGGAGGUAAAGUCGGCGGUGCUAAAGGUUAUGCUGCUGGAACUAAGGGAGCAGCUGGAGGCAAAUCCGGAGUCGCUGGAGCUGGUGGAUUCAAGAAAGCCGUUGGUGCUGCAGGAGCUGCUGCUGGAGUUGAAAAAAUCGGUGGAGGAGCUGGUUAUGGAUUCGGUAGGUAAAUUUUAUCAACUCUCAACUCAUAACUAAAAGCCAAAGUAAACUUAACUAAAAACUUUUACCACAAUGAAAACAAAUCAAACAAAACUUUGCCAAUCAAUUUCAAUUUAAUCUUUGCAAACACCAAAUCGAUAACCGAUCCAAUCAUAAUAAGUCGAAGCUCAAGUAAAAAAAGUUUCAAAAGUUUUUCUGUGAUCAAUAAAAAAAAUUCACAAACACAAUCCAUUCAAUGUUUUC
This is a messenger RNA of Panonychus citri (citrus red mite), 1117 nucleotides long. RefSeq lists its product as uncharacterized. NCBI's taxonomy places the organism in Eukaryota, Metazoa, Arthropoda, Arachnida, Trombidiformes, Tetranychidae. The coding region runs from base 124 to 882 and encodes 252 amino acids. The transcript has 2 exons. The record is from RefSeq and is a predicted model, not a curated record.